AUGGGUAAUCGGUCGAUCAGACCAGAACCUGUUCGAACUAUCGAUGAACAAACCCAAACAAUAACUCAAGAUUUUUCCUUGAAUGAAAAAAAACCAUCGACAAAACAGUCGAAGUCAGAUAUUACUGAGGAAAAAAUAAAUAAACAACUAGUCCAUCUAACAAAGGAUAAAAGAAUUACAGAUUUAAUCGGAAAUACUGGGGACCACUCUCUAGUGAGAUCAUACGAUGGAAUAAAUCUAACCAGUAGAAUAAAGCCAUCAAGAGGAAAUAUGUCGCCACCAGUUCAACCUGUAAAUGAAGUUCUAUAUGUUUCCCAUCCUAGAUCUAAACCUACUCUUUGCUCAUCGUCUCAUGAAAUAGAGUCACUGGACCAUGAUCAGAAUGACUUAAUUGAUGGCAAACAUUCAUUAAAUGAAGAAGCCUACCAAAUGUAUCGCUUGACCAGUUCAUGUAGAGCCAGACAUGAAAAGCGGAAAAAUUCAUGUACAGGUAGUAGGAGAACGAACAAGAAACUUGGAUCAGUAAAUCAGUUUACACCUAACCAACAGUCUCAACUACCACGUAAUCAAAAAAUAAAGAAACACCAGCAACAUACUGAAGGGAAUAGUGAAAAGAUUGAAGAGGAUGAACAAACAAAAAGAGGAAGAAAUAUACCCGUAGACUGCAUUAGAGUGAAAAGGAAGCCAUCUAGUUUUUUUGAAAACCCUUUGAGUAAUAUUAAUAAUUGCAGUGAAAAUAUGAGGAUAUCUAAAUGUCUGUAUGAAUUAUUACCAUGUAUGAAGAAGUUACACGAGCUACUGGAAGAAUUUAACGAAUUAUUCGACAUACUGCCAAAUGAAUUAAAACUCUCCAUGAAUAUCUUGCUGCAUUACACCGAUUUAAUUAAUCCAAUUGAAAGCCGGCAGAAACUGAAUAUCACAGAAGUCAAUGGUAAAAUGAUUCGAGAAUUAUUGCUCCAGCUGGAAAAGCAUCUGUUACAUGUUCAAGACUUAUUCAAUAUUCUAAAUAGGAUGGAUGAAAAAUUUCAUACUUUUAAUACAAUAAUCAAUCAGAUAACCGCUAUGUCAGACUUGUCAUCUGAAAAUUAA
Trichobilharzia szidati is the source of this 1089-nucleotide messenger RNA. The record is from the annotation of a GenBank genome assembly. NCBI's taxonomy places the organism in Eukaryota, Metazoa, Platyhelminthes, Trematoda, Strigeidida, Schistosomatidae.